Chelmon rostratus (copperband butterflyfish) is the source of this 2405-nucleotide messenger RNA. RefSeq lists its product as uncharacterized. The transcript is spliced from 4 exons. Lineage: Eukaryota; Metazoa; Chordata; Actinopteri; Chaetodontiformes; Chaetodontidae. Gene Ontology annotation, biological process: spermatogenesis. The record is from RefSeq and is a predicted model, not a curated record. Bases 305 to 1003 code for a protein of 232 amino acids. Gene Ontology annotation, cellular component: nucleus; cytosol.
CGAGCCUGCGUAAAAACGCACCGAGCGCACGCCAAACACUUACGAAAAAGCGAGCGUGAUUAAAAAAACCCCCACAAAGCUCGGCCCUUCCAGCUCCUGGCACCUCUGUGAAUGAAUAAGCCGUUUGCGGAGAAAGCCUCCUGGAUUUGCUGCUGCAGAAGUAACCGAAAGAGCGGAACGCGCUUCGGAGGUGCGUCGCUGCGAUCGCUCCUGAAAACUGAGGGGAAAUAUUAGAUUUGUUUUGGCCAAAGGAGGCAACUUUUUGAAAAGGUCAAGACGGCUUGUUUCAGCGACAAGAGGAGAUAUGUUCAAGAAAAGCAAGAGUAAAGUGCUGGUGGAUUAUGCGUCAGAGGAAGACGACAUGUCCUGGCACUAUCAUCACUCCUACAAGGACAAAGACAUAGAAGGAGAGGAAGAGGAGGAGGACGCUGUCGCUGCAGUAUCCAAGGAGGCCAAGGUGAAGAAGAUCAUGUCCAAGAAAGAGAGGAAGGAGAAGAAAAUGUUCUCUUCUAAAGAUGACGAGCACUUCUUGUUGACUGGGGUGAAGCUGGCUGACCGCAGGGGGUCUCACAAGAAGAUCAAGGAUGAUGAGAAGGAGAAGGAAAAGCAGGACAAGCCAGAGAAGGGCCACUGUUUCUGGGAGAGCGUCACCAUGACGAUGAGGCAGAUCUCACCCACCAAAAAACUGGAGAAGAUGGAGGGCUGGGAGUCGCCUCACCUGGAGAACUUAGCUGAGACUGGGACCGACGAAGCCCCAGAGGAUAAGAGCCGGAAAGGGGACUCUCCAGUGUCCUUCGCCGACUCUCUAGGCCUCCCAUUGGAAUUGGCUUCCUGGGCGGGCCGGGGUCUUGAGGAGGACUCCUCCCGCUAUGCUAACCUGUCGGACUCCAAGGAUUCAACAGCUGCCGUCAGGUGGACAGCCCGCGCCAAAGUCAAGCUGGCCGGCAUCAGCAGGAUGAGCAGAGGGAUUGUGUCAGAGAGCGCUUGGGAGGGCUUUAAAUAGUGGCCAUUUUACCUUUGACACCCUCCCUCUUCACCCAUGUACCAUCAAUAAAGUGGAUGAAGACCUGAACCAAAUAUCUGCUUGUCUCUGUAGUCUAGUUCUGGAUGAAACCAGUGUUAAUUCCAACUGGUACUGAGAGGCUGUAGUCAAGCCAUGAACAGGAAAGUCAACACAUUUUGUUUGUUCUUUUUAUCUUUAGACUUUAAGUCUUUGAAAACUGUGUUUGUCAGUUUUCUCAGCAGGCUUUCUUGGCAGGACUGCCACUUAUAAAUAGCUGACAGAAACAACAAAUAAAAGCCUUAAACUACUGCACCAUUUUAACUGUGAUAUACACUGGCCUGGAAGUCAGAUAAUCUAUAUAGCCAAGAGAUGAGAAGAGUGAUUUUCAUAUAAUUAUUGUGAGUGAUGAUAGUAGAGAACCACUGAAGAAUAUUCUAACCUGCUACUGAAGACUUUGUGUUGGUUUCCACUUCCUUUCUGUCUAUGCACCAUCUGAGUGAAGAAUGUGAGUCUGAAGCCUUGAUUUAUGCGUAAAGAAUGGGCUUCAAAUCUGUGCAAUCAUGUUUGUAUGUGUGUGAAAGAGAGGUUAAGAGGAGAGGAGGUGAGUUUGUGGAUUGACACGCACCCGCAUCUGUUUUAGUGAAUCGCAGCUGGCAUCGCAGGGGAGAUGUGAAGUUCGGUGGUUGUGUUGGAAGUGUGUGGAGGUGAAAAAUGCAAUGUUCUUUAAAAAAAAAAAAAAAAAAAUCAAAGCAACCCCCACAGUGUCAUAGACUGAUACAUGUUCAAAUCCGAUGCUGAGUAAUAUUUAUAAGUGUAAUGAUCAAAAGAUAAAAGCCAAACUCUGUGAAAAGCAGUGACUCCUUGCAUACACCUGUGAAGUGCCUUGUAUCAACACAAUGACAUCAUGCAUUUACUGUAAAAUUGAACCAGACCAAAUCAGAGCACAAACCUGCUGUGCUCGUUAGUGUCUAUGCAGGUGCAGGUGGGUCAACCCAGCAUGCACCUGUGCUGCACCAGCCUUUGAGACACUUCCUGGUUUUCAGUUACAAACCAGUGUCCUUGGAUGUCGUUUGCUUCAGUAGCAGGAGCAGCACAAGUGCUUGUGUGCUACAUUGUAAAAAGCUGGUCAGUUGUUUAAUGCUUACCUGUAUAUUGUAUAAGACUGAGACACUGUAGAGUAAUUUCUGCAAUGAUUUUUCUUUUAGGUUUAUGAGAAACUUCAUGCCACUGGUCUUCGCUUUAAUCUGUUAACUGAAUUUCUUUGAUACUUAAAUCUGCUUCAAUGCAGCUGAACAUGUACACAGAUACAGGUCCACUUCCAGGGAUGUCUGUAUCCUGUAUUUAUUCACUAAAAGGCUGGGUCACAUUUUCUCAAGCAGAAUAAAGAUUUAGUUUGACUGUG